Messenger RNA from Nomascus leucogenys (northern white-cheeked gibbon), 1986 nucleotides. It is a transcript of the gene TMEM232, whose product is annotated as transmembrane protein 232. The record is from RefSeq and is a predicted model, not a curated record. Lineage: Eukaryota; Metazoa; Chordata; Mammalia; Primates; Hylobatidae.
UUUGUGAAUAUGCCUGUUAACAAAUCACCUAUGAUUAAUACAUGUGGAGGCAUAUCUUCCCCUUAUCAUGAAGAGCUCUGGAAAUUAAAUUUUCAACAUUUAAGUGGAGAAAGGGGUCAUAAAUCAAGGCCAACAUUUUCAAUCACAAAAGAAUUCAUCUUGAGAUUCAAUCAAACACAAAAUUCCAAAGAGAAGGAAGAAUUGUUGGAACUAGCUAGAAAAAUCAUUCUCAGAUGUAAGAGAAAAUUGGGUCUCAAAACCCUGGGCUCUGGAAAGCAUGUGCAUCUUCCUGCUGCAUGGACUGAAGUAAUAUAUCUGGCUCAAUGCAAAGGGGAAAUCCAAGAUGAAGCUUUAAAUAUGCUUUAUGCAUCUCUGGACCAUGCUUCCUUUGAUUAUGAUCAUCUGCCUGCCUUAUUUUUUGUUGCGGAAUCGGUUUUAUACAGACUCUGUUGUGAUGCAUCCCUCAAAACAUAUUUAUAUUCAGUUGAAAUAAAGCUAGCAAAGAUUGGCUAUUUGGUCUUCUUACGACUUUUUAUAUUUUUCCUGCAUGGUCAUCUAGAAAGUUUUAAACAACAUUUACUUAGGCUUCAACCAUAUUUAUACGCACUUUCUUUCUCUGGAGCAUCAUAUCACAAGUAUCCAAACAUCUUUUCAAAUGUGCAAUUCAUCCUGAAAGCCUCGGAAAUUAUAGGUAAAAGAGAACUCCGUUCCGAAUCCAUUUUUAGCCCUGUGGAAAAUAAGAAAAGAUAUGAGAACACAGAUUCUGAUAUGGGAGGAUAUGAAAUUAACCACCUGCUCUGGCACUGUGUUGCUGCUUGGUCUUGUGUUCAGAAUAACAGUCCUCAGUUGAAUAACGUGCUUGAACAUCUUGUCUUCCAUAAGACACAACUUCAAAAGAAAUGCUGGUUGGAUUCAGUACUGGCUUUAAUGGUCCUUGGGGAGGCCGCCAAAUUAAACAUGGCCUGCUUGAAAGCUUUAAUGGAUGUAGUGAGAGAUUUUGUUUCAAGCAUUAUGUCUGUUCAAAAUCAGGAAGAAAGUUGCAAGGUAGAUGAUUUUUCCUGGGCCUGGAAUGUAGUCUACAUAUAUACAGUAAUUCUUGCAGAAAUCUGCUUGUAUGCAGCCACUUCUGAUUUGCGAAAAACUGCUUUAAUUGGUUUCUGUCACUGUAAAAGUUCACAAAAAAAUGUUUUACACUUGGACAAAUCAGUACCUCCAGAAUUAAAGGAAACAAGUAUUUUAAGUCUUUUGGAAUAUUUCUCUUCAAAAAUGUCAGAGAAUUGUGAUCAAGUAAUCUGGACUGGUUACUAUGGCUUAGUGUAUAACCUGGUGAAAAUUUCAUGGGAACUUCAAGGAGAUGAAGAACAGGAUGGACUGAGAAACAUGAUAUGGCAAACACUGCAGAAGACAAAGGAUUACGAGGAAGAUGUACGAAUCCAAAAUGCAAUCAAUAUAGCUCAGGCUGAGUUAAAUGACCCAACGGAUCCUUUUACUAGGUAUAGUACAAAUAUUUCAUCCAAUGUAGGAGAAGAAGUUUUCUCCAAAUAUAUUGGGUGGAGAAUUGCCAACACUCUUUCCAAACUAUUCUUCCCCCCCGUUGAGGCCCGUGUUCUUCCUUUGAAGAAACCAUCAAUAAAACAGGAUCAAACAAAAUACCCAAAUAAAAAGCUGGAGGCUGUGAAAAAGCAAGUUCUACAUUUCACUGUAAGGGAACAUCCUUCUGUAUCAGAAAUUCCCUUGUUUCCAUAUCCAGAUUUCUUCACCAAGGCAGAUAAAGAGUUGGCAAAAAUCAUUGACCAUCACUGGCAGGAAGAGCUAAAGAUCCGAGAAAAAGAAGAUGCAAUACGCAAGGCCCAAGAACUUAAAGAUAAAAAGUUAGCAGAGAAAAAUCACUUUCAAGAAGUUAUGAAGAAAAGAGAAGAGAAACUACAUAAGCAAACCAAGCCCUAUGAGCUUCCUUAUAGGAAGGAAGUAAUUUAAUUAGAAAAG